Echinops telfairi (small Madagascar hedgehog) is the source of this 1905-nucleotide messenger RNA. RefSeq names its product MPL proto-oncogene, thrombopoietin receptor (gene MPL). Gene Ontology annotation, cellular component: external side of plasma membrane; membrane. Gene Ontology annotation, molecular function: protein binding; cytokine receptor activity. NCBI's taxonomy places the organism in Eukaryota, Metazoa, Chordata, Mammalia, Afrosoricida, Tenrecidae. Bases 1 to 1905 code for a protein of 634 amino acids. The transcript has 12 exons. Gene Ontology annotation, biological process: cytokine-mediated signaling pathway. The record is from RefSeq and is a predicted model, not a curated record.
AUGCCCUCCUGGGCCCUCUUCAUGGUCACCUCCUGCCUCCUCCUGGCCCCCCAAAACCUGGCACAAGUCACCAGUCAAGAUGUCUCCUUGCUGGCCUUGGACACAGAGCUCCUGAACUGUUUCUCCCAAACAUUCGAGGACCUCACUUGCUUCUGGGAUGAGGAAGAGGAAGUGCCCAGCGGGACAUACCAGUUGCUGUAUGCUUACCCAGGGCAAACACCCCGAUCCUGCCCACUGAGUUCCGAGAGCGUGCCCCCCUUUGGAAUCCGGUACACAUGUCAGUUUCCAGCACCAGAUGAUGUACGCCUCUUUUUCCCCCUGCACCUCUGGGUGAAGAACGUAUUCCUGAACCAGGUUCUGACCCAGCGGGUGGUCUUUGUGGAUACUGUGGGCCUGCCAGCUCCCCCCAGUAUCAUCAAGGCCAUAGGUGGGAGCCAGCCAGGGGAACUUCAGAUCAGCUGGCAGGCCCCAGUUGCCGAAUUCAGUGAGUUCCUGAGAUACGAACUCCGCUAUGGCCCCAAGGAUCCCAGGAACUCUACUGGUCCCACGGUCAGGCAGCUGCUCUCCACAGACACCUGCUGUCCAGCUCUGCAGAGACCAGGCCCGGCACCAGCUCUGGAACAGCCUCCAUGUGCGUGGCCCACAAGACCCCAACAGGAUGGAUCAGAACAGACCUCCCCAACUAGAGAAGCUCCAUCUCUGAAAAAGAAGGUUGGACGCUGCUUCAUAUCAGGGCUUCAGCCUGGUCAUUCCUACUGGCUCCAGCUACGCAGCCAGCCUGAUGGGGUCUCCUUCCAUGGCUCUUGGGGAUCCUGGUCCUUCCCUGUAGCUGUGGAUCUAGCCAAGGAUGCAGUGGAAAUUGGACUGCAGUGCGUCACACUGGACCUGGAGAAUGUUACUUGUCAGUGGCAGCAACAGGACUAUGCCAGCUCACAAGGUUUCUUCUACCACAGCAGGGCCCGAUGCUGCCAUAGCAACAGGGACCCCAUCUGGGAGAAGUGUGAAGAGGAGACAACAAAUCCGGGAUUGCGGCCUCCUCAGCUCUCCCGCUGCCACUUCAAGUCACAAAAUGACAGUGUCAUUCAUAUCCUUGUGGAAGUAACCACGGAACAGGGUACUAUUCAUAACUACCUGGGCUCCCCUUUCUGGAUCCACCAGGCUGUGCUCAUCCCCACCCCAAACUUGCACUGGAGAGAGGUCGCCAGCGGGCAACUGAAACUGGAGUGGCAGCACCCAUCAACCUGGGCAGCCCAAGAGACCUGCUAUCAGCUCCGAUACACUGGGGAAGGCCAUCAGGACUGGAAGGUACUGGAAUCCUCUCUGGGGGCCCAGGGAUCAACUUUGGAGCUACGCCCGCGAUCUCGCUACCGGUUACAAUUGCGUGCCCGGCUCAACGGCCCCACCUACCAAGGUCCUUGGAGUGCCUGGUCAGAGCCCGUGCGGGUGGAGACAGCCUCCGAGAUGGCCUGGAUCUCCUUGGUGACAGCUCUGCUCCUGGUGCUGGGCCUCAGCGCCCUUCUAGGCCUGCUCCUGCUGAGGUGGCAGUUCCCUGCGCACUACAGGAGCCUGAGGCAUGCCCUGUGGCCCUCACUGCCAGACCUGCACCGGGUCCUAGGCCAGUACCUUAGGGAGGCUGCAGUACUGAGUCCACCCAAGGCUCAAGUCUCAGAAGCCUAUGAAGAAGUGGAACCCAGCCUCCUUGAAAUUCUACCAAAGUCUUCCGAAAGGACUUCCUUGCCCCUAUGUUCCUCCCAGGCCCAGAUGGACUACCGAGGGCUGCAGCCUUCUUGCCUGGGGACCAUGCCCUUGUCAGUACCCCCACCCAUGGCUGAUUCGGGGUCCUGCUGCACCACCCACAUCGCCAACCAUUCCUACUUGCCACUAAGCUGUUGGCAGCAGCCCUGA